AUGAGGCGCCGUCUCCAAGCAACCGCUGCGCGGCUCUCGAAAGCGAGCCGCUCGAAAAACUUCGGACCCGGGCGCGAGCUCUCGCGGGCGGGCGGGGGUUUCCCUUUUCGGCCUCGGGGUCUCCGCUCGCGCGGUCCUCCCCGGCCCUCGCGGGACGACGACGCGCUCCGAGACGUCGUCCGUCGCUCUGUUCCGCGCCUGAAGGCGGUGGUUUCCAGAAAGCUGCGGAUAACCGUGCGCGUGCCGUACGUGAACGCGUGCGCACGGAUGUCUGGCUGGUUGCAUCCAGGGGAGGUGUUUGUGGGGGAAGCCAGGGGGGAGGCAGCCCUCUCCAGCCCCAGGUUAAGGGGUGGAGUGAGCCCCAGGCCCAGGCGAAACAGGGGGCCGGCGGGGUCCCCCGAUCCCGGGGAGAGGAUGUCGGAGCUGGGCUCGGCGCAGCAGGACCGGCUGGGGAAGGCCAGGGAGCUCUUUCUGCUCUGCGAUAAAGAAGAGAAGGGGUUUAUCACCAAGAGGGACAUGCAGGACCGUCAGCCAGAGUUAGCCCUGGAGCAGUCUGGGUUCAGGGAGAUUGUAGGGGUAGAAGAGACUGAGUGUGAGAGAGGACAGGUGAGGACGGAGAAUCCUGACCCAGAUGAGGAGAAGUUCACACAGAUCUUGGCAGAACUGGGAGCUGAAAAAUUCUUCAAAGAUCAGUGGGAGUUGCGCGCUCUGUGGUGUGGCCUGAGGAGAGAGCGGCCUGAGCUGCUGUGUGUGCUGGAGGAGCUGCUGUCUCACACCGUGGCACACCUACAGGAUGCACUGAAGGAGAGAGACAGCCUGGAGCAGGCACUGCGCAGACGCGAGUGCGAUCAUGACCAGGUGGUGCGCUCCAUAUACGAGGAGAUGGAGAGUCAGAUCAGGGAGGAGAGGGCCAAACGUCAGGCUCAGGACAGCUUGCGACAAAAUGACAGAAGCCAUGAGUUGCAGGAGAAGCUGAAGAUCAAAGAGCAGGAACUGGAAAGCAUCACGACCCAACAGAGAGAGCUGGAGAGCAGGAUACGAGCGCUGAACUCUGAGCACUGCUACACGCGGGGCCAGAACGAGCGUCUGCAGCGGCACAACUCAGACCUGCAGGAGCAGCUGGACACCAGCAGGGCGGAGCUAGAGGGCACAUUGCAGCAGCUGGAGCAAAUCCAGGCCAGCACCGCCUGCGAGCACAGGGGGCGAGAGAGGGAUGUGCUCAAGGUGUCCAAGAACAUGCAGAAAGAAAAGGAGAGCCUGCUAAGACAAUUGGAGCUUCUCAGGGAGAUGAACAAGAGGCUACGCGAUGAGAAGGACUCCCAGCAGCCGCAGAGGAGGACUUCUAUUAGUAGGAGGCCUUUGCAGAAGCAAGGGUCAAUAAUAGGAAACUACUUAACGGAAGACAAGCCAAUGAAAAGACAGCUCAGUGUCCCUGGGCAAGGCGAUCAUGCCUUUGAGGAAGUGAUGUCGGAGCCUGACAGGAAGAAGCAUGCGGCCAAUGAGGGUGGGGAUGAGGCUGAUGGACAGCAGGAAGAGGCGAGGCACAGACAGGGAGAGUCGGUGCAAAGGUCAUCUGUGGGCCAGCUUGCGGGCACGUCUCUCCCGCAGUCUUUGGGCAGUCCACAGCGGGUCUUCAAGGUCGUGUUCCUGGGAAACUCUGGUGUGGGCAAGACCGCCUUCAUCCAUCGGUACUGCAGCGGGCACUUCCCCAAUCACCUGAACGCAACUGUGGGUAUAGAUUUCCAGGUGCGCAGUGUGAUGCUGGACUCCACCCCUAUUGCCUUGCAGCUCUGGGACACUGCAGGGCAGGAGAGGUUCCGCAGCAUCACCCAGCAGUACUUCCGCAAGGCGGACGGAAUCCUGGCCAUGUACGACAUCACAAGGUACUUCUCCUUCACCGCAGUGCGGGAGUGGCUGGAUUCCCUAACGGGCCGGGUGUCUGAGGGCACGGUGCUGCUGCUGAUUGGUAACAAGGCUGACAUCGCGGAGGGGAGCGAGAGGGAGGUCACCGCCAGAGAGGGACGACGCCUGGCAGAGGAGUACCAGGCCGUGUUCUACGAGUGCAGUGCCAAGACUGGGCAUAACGUCGAGGAGCCGAUGACGCACCUGGCCAGGUUGCUGGCAGCCCUGCAGGAUCGGCAGUGCGAGAGCGCCCUCUGCCUGGCCGACAGCUCCAACAGCAGCAGGACCUGCUGCAAGUAGAGGCGGAGAGUGCCGUGCUGCAGCACCAAAACGCGCAGCACUGCGUCAGUUAACACUGAGGACCACACGGGAUAGAGAGAAUAAAGAGGCUUUAUUAAGUCCGCUGAUCUGUAAAUAUCAAAUUGUCAAAAACAAAAUGGUGUACCUUUAAAAUGCACAGAUUUCCUCAGUACAUGCAGACACGUGGCUAUCAGCCUCCAAGCACACAGCUGCUGUCCUGAAUGCGAGCUUCGUACCUCUUUGAUAGCGGUAUGAAGCCCUGCCUCUCCUUAGAAUUAUGUAAGAAACAAUGGAAAAAGAGUAGAAUUUCAUUCUAAAGUGACAUUCGUUCAUUUUUUCUGAACACUCCCCAUAAAUUGCAUUACCCUAUUUAGCCUCAUUGCCCAUUCACUUAAUAUUUCCUGAGAUUUACAACCCUCCCUUCCUCGACAAUGAUUUACCCGCUCGCCGUGAGUAAACGUCUAAUAACGUCCUCACUCUCACUUCCUUUGCUGGUUUACAUGCGAGAAGUUCCACACAGCUCACCAGUUCUGUGCAGUGCGCGCGCGCGUAGAACAGACGAAAACUUUCGUUAUUAACAGAUCUGAACACGAAAAUGCCGCGUUAGUUUAACUCACAAAUGGAGCCCCGCCUUUUGUCUCCAAGCAGGCAAGAACACGCGCUUUUCCACAAGUAACCCGCAUUCUUUUAGGAAAGCAUCGCCCACGUGAACAUGCAUGGAAAAAUAAACCCACAAACUGACCAAUAAGUUUGAUCAUUUUUCUUGUUCCUGCGACUAAAUAUAAAUCACUCCGUUACAAGCACAGAAUUUUUAACUUUCUACCAGCCACAUACGUAAUAACACACUUUUAUAGUAAUAUUCGGUGUGAGAAAAGUGAAAUCGUCAUGUCGACCAUCGUUUGCACAUGAACAGAAUAUAAUUUUUUUUUUGGUAAAUUUUUUAAAACAUGUUUUACAAGACUUCUGACGAGUAUUCUGGAGAGCUAUCAUGGUUGCCUUCUCUUGUUAUUGCGCGUUGUUAUAUAGUAGCCUAUAUUUUUCGUUAUAUCCUGACAGAAUGGCCUUUAAGUUUUAAAAUACUUCAACAUAUGGAGAACAAGGGGCGAAUGGGCAAUGAAAAGAUCAAAAGAAUCGGAACCUGCAUUAGUAUUCAAACUUUAAUUUAAUCUACAAUUUUUUAUUCACAUUUCAGCUUGCAAUUUUUUAUAUUAAUGAUGCCUAUUGUCACUAAAGCUUUCUCAGAUUCUUGUCUUAUUGUUAAGAAAAUUGUUCUUUACUAUUUAAAAAUCACAAAUUAGGCAUGCAUACAGAAAUAACAUUAAAUGUAUUUUUUAAUAUAUAUAUAUAAGGAAGUUUCUGUGUAUUUAGGAGAUGAAUGGAUGAGAUGUUGAUGCGUGGUAUUCAAGGCCGCAGCCAAUAAAUGAGGUAUUACCAAA
Molecule: messenger RNA, 3638 nt
Organism: Anguilla rostrata (American eel)
Lineage: Eukaryota; Metazoa; Chordata; Actinopteri; Anguilliformes; Anguillidae
Gene: cracr2b
Product: calcium release activated channel regulator 2B
Exons: 19
Coding region: 1-2202 (733 amino acids)
Biological process (GO): vesicle-mediated transport
Molecular function (GO): GTPase activity; GTP binding
Source: RefSeq, a predicted model, not a curated record